CUUCACCUGCUCGUAGAAGAUCCCAAACCAAACGACCCGUUCGCCGGCGCGUGUGCGAUCCAUCGAACUAAUUCUGCUAAAUACGCUUCUCCUCGAUCAAAUUUGCUUCUUUGGUUUUUUCUCUCUUUUAGAUUUUCUGGAUUCUUCAUUCACUCUUUGUCCAGAAGCAUGGGUUAUGACAACGAUCCGUAUCGGGAUGAGGAUGGAGAACCAUUGAUGGAUUACGAUGACGUGCAAUCCGAUCGCGAGCUCUCUCCCGAGCCCCAACAGCAAGGGCUAUUCGACGAUUUGGAGGAAGAUGUCGAUGAUUGGCGCGGGCGAGAACGAUCGCAGACUCCGGUCUAUGACAAUGAUUCGUCCAUGUCAAAGGCGAAGCCUAGGAAGAGGCUUAUCAAGAAAAGUGAUACUGGGGGCCAGUCUGUGGCUCCGGAGCUUGUUGAUGAGGAUGAGGAAGCGGAUGGUAAUAUUCCAGCAAGUUUUGUGAGGGACGGGUCUGAGGAGGGGGAGGGAAGAAAGAGGAAGGGGAAGGAUGGUGGCAGUGGGAAGAAGGAGAAGAGGUACAAGGGGGAGAAGAGGUUGGGGAGUAAUGGUAAAGGCGGCUCAAAAUCUGGGUUGUUGAAGAAAGGGUUUGCGGUUAAGGCAGGAAAGGAUCAUGAUGGCGAUGUCAAGGAGAUGUGGGAUACGAUUGCUGGGGGCGACUCUGAGGAUGAUCAGGAGGGCGUCAGGACAGUCGAUGAUGAUAAUUUCAUAGAUGACAGUGGGGUGGAACCUGCUUUAUACGGUAGUGAUCAUGAAGCUCGUUCUCCUGGUGAUUAUGCCCAGGCAGAGGAAGGUGAGGAGGAUGAUGAGAUCAAGGAACUUUUCAAGAUGGGUAAGAAGAAGAAGAAGAGCGAGAGAAGUCCUGCAGAGAUAGCUUUGCUAGUUGAGAAUGUCAUGGCUGAACUUGAGGUUACAGCUGAAGAGGAUGCUGAACUCAAUAGACAGGGGAAACCUGCCAUAAAUAAGCUGAAGAAGUUGCCUCUUUUAACUGAAGUCCUCUCAAAGAAACAACUUCAGCAGGAGUUUUUAGAUCAUGGAGUGCUAACUUUAUUGAAGAAUUGGCUUGAGCCCCUACCAGACGGAAGCUUACCAAACAUAAACAUCCGCACAGCAAUUUUGAAUAUUUUGAAUGAUUUUCCUAUAGAUCUUGAGCAGUAUGAUAGAAGGGAGCAGCUGAAGAAGAGUGGUCUUGGAAAGGUCAUUAUGUUUUUGUCAAAAUCUGAUGAAGAAAUCAGUGUAAAUAGGAAACUAGCUAAGGAGCUGGUUGAUAAAUGGAGCCGACCUAUAUUUAACAAGAGUACAAGAUUCGAAGACAUGAGAAAUAUGGAUGAUGACAGGAUUCCUUUCAGAAGGCCACCAGUGAAGAAGCCUGCAAAUAAAGCUUCAGGAAUGGAAUCUAGAGAUGGUGAUCUUGAUUUGGAAUUUUCACAGCGGAAGUCUGGACAGUCCUCUACCAGACAACUCACAACUAGGCCAGAAGCAACACCUUUGGAUUUUGUGGUGCGGCCCCCGUCUAAAGUUGACCCAGAAGAAAUUAGAGCCCGUGCAAAACAAGCUGCACAAGAUCAGCACCGUAUGAAGAUGAAUAAGAAGCUACAGCAAUUAAGGGCACCCAAAAAGAGGCAGCUUCAAGCCACUAAGUUGAGCGUCGAAGGUCGGGGCAUGAUGAAGUAUUUGUAAAUUCGACCACCUUGAUACUGGAUGGAUCUCUCGAUUCUAUGAGCCUUUUAUAAUGUAUGGCCACCAAGUGGAUGAUUAUGGAAGAAUCUGAGCAGCGUCUAUGGUGACCUAGUGGGAGAGUUGUUAGUUGUCAACACCAAAUUGUUGAUGGGGAUGAGGUGAAAUUUACUGCAGUAACUGCAUUCAUAGAUUGAAGAAUUACAUUUAUAGUUGAUGGUGUAAGCGCUAGUUUUUUUUUACUGCAUGCCUCCUUGAAUAAUAUCGUGGAUGCGAAUUGCUCAUGUUAAUUGAUAUUAGUGACUAAGAUAUUGUUUUCUCUGCGUUA
This is a messenger RNA of Prosopis cineraria, 2044 nucleotides long. RefSeq names its product protein IWS1 homolog 1. The transcript has 11 exons. Bases 169 to 1719 code for a protein of 516 amino acids. Gene Ontology annotation, biological process: regulation of DNA-templated transcription elongation; brassinosteroid mediated signaling pathway. The record is from RefSeq and is a predicted model, not a curated record. Lineage: Eukaryota; Viridiplantae; Streptophyta; Magnoliopsida; Fabales; Fabaceae.